CCGGCUGGGAUACCUAAGGAACAAAUAGGGAUUCUCUUCCAAAUUUUCCAACCAGCCAUAAAGCAAAAAUUGCCUUGAGCUGUCAGCGAAAAAUCCAUCAUGCUACGUGCGUGGAAAUGCAGCUGUUCCUGUUGCUUCUCCUUAUAAUUUCUUGAAUUGGCAACCAGCUUUUUUUCAAUGGCAUCUAUCCCCUGGCACUUGGUCCAGGAUUUUUUAGACGUGUGUGACAUCCAAACAAUUUAGAGGAAGGUAUGACUAUCUCAUGGCGGGCUGAUCUGCAAAGUUACUAUUGCUCUUACUUAACUGGUCUCUGUAAUUCCAGGAAAUGGAAGGGUGGGUUACAUUUUUAACAGGCUCCUCCCUUUGUAAGGAUGUGUUCCCUCUGAGAUUCUACACAAGAUAUAGACAGAGUCUUCUUGUGCUUGACUGUCCAUGAGCUUGGAUCUCAAACAACGUCCCAAUCUGACUCUUCGUCCUCUCUCCUGGGACUUCCUUCACAGCCACCGAACCUUCAGGCCACACAAUUCUAUUCCUUCAAGAAGAGAUUUUUCCCACCGUGCCUAACUCAUCACCAUGCAGCUUCUCCUGGGGCUCUUCCUCUUCUCUUCCUCAGUCCUCCUGACUGCAGGUAGUUCCUUGGAGUGUGAAACAUGUACAUCAUUCAGUGCAGAUUGCUCUGGUCCAAAGCAAAGAUGUCCUGGUAACAAUGUCGUCUGUAUGACUUUGAAGACUGAAAUUGCUACAGGAAUGCAAGCCCAAACCACUAUGAAAACUUGCAGUACGGAAGAUAUUUGCAAGAAAUUUGCAGAACUGAAAGGGAAGACUCCAACUGGCCAGCUCCCCAACAUGCCGAGUGAAGUCCCAAGUAUUCAACCUGGGGCCCUCAUUAAAGAUGUUGUCUGCAGCAAAGCCUCCCCCUCUUUUGCAUUAUUCUUCCCAGCUUUCUUUGGGGUCCUCCUACUGAAGCUUCUCUUCUAAAGAAGAGCUCUUCCAAAGGUCUUCUUUCAACAAAGGAAGUGGUCUCCCUCUUCUCAGCCUAUACUGUUCUCUAAAGCUGAUUAGGCAGGCUCUUCAAUGUUAAGCAUAUGUUUCUAUAUUUUACUAAAUGAAACCCAAUUAAACAGGCGGAAGUAUAAUUAGCAGCCUUGAAUGUGUAUUUCGAAUGUAAUUCAAAUAAAGAAAACAAUAAAGAAUACAUAAUUGGAUUCCAG
Python bivittatus (Burmese python) is the source of this 1211-nucleotide messenger RNA. RefSeq lists its product as uncharacterized. The record is from RefSeq and is a predicted model, not a curated record. Gene Ontology annotation, molecular function: phospholipase inhibitor activity. NCBI's taxonomy places the organism in Eukaryota, Metazoa, Chordata, Lepidosauria, Squamata, Pythonidae. Gene Ontology annotation, cellular component: extracellular region.